Molecule: messenger RNA, 2672 nt
Organism: Liolophura sinensis
Lineage: Eukaryota; Metazoa; Mollusca; Polyplacophora; Chitonida; Chitonidae
Product: kelch domain-containing protein 4-like
Exons: 12
Coding region: 145-2055 (636 amino acids)
Molecular function (GO): protein binding
Source: RefSeq, a predicted model, not a curated record
GAUAGUAAACAGAAGGUUUCCCCAUCUACCCACGUGCCAGCUUCUGUAGCAACAACAACAUCAGCAGAGUGUCAAACUUGUUGCUUUUGGAACCCAUGUAAUGUCAUUUUUGCGUGGAAAAUCCACGAUUUGAUUUCACAGAACAUGGGCAAGAAAACUAAGACAGAAAAAAAGGGAAAGGGUAAAGAGAAAACAGCGGCGAAAACGGAGAAGAAAGCUGACAAGCGAGCCAAGAAGGAACUUGCUGAGAAAGGGGAGGAGGACAUUGAAAAGCUCAUUGCUGAGUUUCAGGAACAAGAUAAGAAGAGAGUUCAGGUUGUUGAAGAAAAAUGCGCUCCACCAUCACCAAGAUCAAACAUGACGCUGACGGCUCACCCAGACAAGGACGAGCUGAUUAUGUUUGGAGGGGAGUACUUCACUGGGAACAAGAUGCACAUGUACAAUGACCUGCUAUUUUAUAAUAUAAAGAAGAAUGAGUGGCUGAAGAUGACAGCUCCAAAUGCCCCUCCGCCGAGAAGUUCUCACCAGGCAGUGGGUUUGAGCCAAGGAGGGGGUCAGUUGUGGGUGUUUGGAGGAGAGUUCUCUAGCCCCACCCAGUCACAGUUCUAUCACUACAAAGACCUGUGGGUGUUCCAUUUGAGAGAGAAGCGAUGGGAGAAAGUCAAUUCUCCUGGAGGUCCAUCCUCUCGUAGUGGACAUCGUAUGGUCAGCUUGAAGAAACAUCUUUUUGUCUUUGGUGGUUUCCAUGACAAUAUUCGGGAUUACAAGUACUUCAGUGACGUGUACAUGUUCAGCCUGGACACAUACUCCUGGACUAAGCUUGACGUGUCAGGGGUAGGCCCCUCCCCUCGCUCUGCCUGUCAGAUGGCCGUCCUCCCAGAGCUGCGGAGAAUGUACGUGUUAGGUGGUUACAGUAAAGAGAAGGUGAAGAAAGACGUGGAUAAGGGUAUCGUGCAUUCUGACCUCUUCUGCCUAAUGCCUGAAGGCAGAAAAACACAGGACGAUUUGCUGCCGGCCAAGUGGAAGUGGCAAGCUGUGAGCCAGUCUGGUGCUCGCCCCUCGCCUCGCUGUGGAAUGAGCUGGGCUGUCAUCUCUGGGAACAGGGCACUGGCUUAUGGAGGUGUUCAUGAUGAAGAAGACGGCGAUGAGGAUCUGCAAGGAGUAUUUUAUGAUGAACUUUACUGUGUGGACAUAGGCAAGGGAAAAUGGUUUGACGGUGUGCUCAGGGGAAAGAAAGAGGUUACAGUAAAGAAAAAAAGAAGGAAAGUGAAAGAGGAAAAGGCAGGCAUGGUAGAAGAUGAUGGUGCAGAAGAGUAUGAAGAAGUGGAUAGCGAAGACGAGGUCAAUAUGCAGGUUCCAGAGGAGGGCAUUGAGAACUUGAAUAUCGCUAGUGAAGAGGGUAAUCCCUCAGAAACUUUGGACACAUGUCAGGAAAGAAUUCCAGCGGAUGGAAGAGAGACAACGUUUGAUGACGGUGUGUUUAAAGUCACUCUUGGAACUGGAAGCAGUACAAAUGCAGGGGAAGAAAGUGUGGCUGAUAUUAAGAGGACUGCCUCAGAUAUGGAUGUGGAUGUUUUCACGCCAAGUGCACGCAUGAAUGCUCUGUUAGCAGUGAAGAACGGUGUAUUGUACAUGUACGGGGGGAUAUAUGAGGAAGGAGACAAACAGGUGACUUUGUCCGACAUGUACUCAUUAGACACCCAUCGUCUGGAUGAGUGGAAGAUACUGAUAGAGCAGGAUAUUAAGGAACAGGUGUGGGAAGAAUCUGACUCAUCAGAUGAAGAGGGAGGUGGAGCUAAGGCUAUGGAGGGUGUGCCUGGAGAAAGUGAAGAAAGUGAUGAUGAAUCAGAUGGGGACAUGGAAUUAACAUUUGAAGAAGCUAUUCCACCAGACACUGGAGAACCGCUGGCCACAUAUUUCUCGCGGACUGAACAAUACUGGCUGGAACAAGCUCAGCUAUUCUCAGAUGCAGAAAAACUAGACUUGAAUUUGAAGCACCGCAAGCAGCUGGCUUUGGAUUUAUGUCAGAGUUAUAUGAAGAAACUGACUGCAUAAAUAACAUUCAUGUUUCUUGUUAUUUUUUUUAUUAAUUUACUUGCAGCAAGCAACCAGUAACAUUGAAAGUAGAAUGUGGUCUUACUCUGGUGCUUACAAUUGCAAACUUAAAAUGCACUUCCUCUGUGUUGGUCCGUGUUACUUGGACUUGACACCUGUUAAGGUAUUGCCCUUAACUAUGUAUUGUAUGAAAGGAUGCAGUGAAAGAAGAUAUCCUUGAAUAAUUUGGAUUUCUCAGUGUGAAAUCAUUUGAUAUUGCCUGCAUUGCCGGCAAGAUUGCAUAGUGUGAUAAAAAAAAAAUUUUUGGUGAGUGUUACGGCUAGCCUGUUUAAACUGGUACUAUGUCGUGGCAUCACCAUUAGGACUCACAGGCCGUUGGUUCAGCCUUGUCCCCAGGCAUGGCAUUGUCGAGGUUGCCCUGCCUGCAGUUUUCUUGGAGACCUUGAUGGCAGUAAGCAGUGUACAUAGCUUCAAUAACCUUUCAUGUAGUCUUGCAUGAAGUAUAAUGGGUUCUAAUUAUCUCCCACCAAAACUUCACGGGCUGUGUAUUUUGUCACUUGUUUUUAACUGUUAAUGAUGUUGGUGGCUCAGAGUAGCUACAUGUAAACUACCAUUAA